Molecule: messenger RNA, 4566 nt
Organism: Pomacea canaliculata
Lineage: Eukaryota; Metazoa; Mollusca; Gastropoda; Architaenioglossa; Ampullariidae
Product: poly [ADP-ribose] polymerase 11-like
Exons: 7
Coding region: 2145-3239 (364 amino acids)
Molecular function (GO): NAD+ poly-ADP-ribosyltransferase activity
Source: RefSeq, a predicted model, not a curated record
UGCUUUUGUCCAGUGAAUGUUGUAUUUCAUCUGAUGACACGGAGAUGAUUAUGUCAUGGCGUGAAUGCUGAACAGUUGGGAAGAGAACAGACCGUUAGAUGCUUCUUUAUGUCGUAAAAUAAUGUCAGUUAAACCUGACUAGUUUUCCAACUGUUAUCGCUUCUCAGGUAUUUUGUCGCCUAAUAUCUAAAAAUCGCACGGACUUUUAAAAGCAAAAAACUUACCUGCCUACACAGUAUAUGGAUGCACAAAUUUUCAUUGGAGACCAAAGACCAAAGGAAAGGAUUUGGCUCCGGAAUCUUCAUAUCAUACCCUGGACACGAGUACUCGUGUGUUCAAGUUAAAAGAGCCAUAAUGGCUGAUGAACGGUUGGAAAAGGAAGUUACCACACUGUUGCUUACAGAGUUUGACGGAAGAGCAAAGUUUGGAAAACUCAGAAGGAGUUUGUACCAGAAUAAAACUGUCAGAGACAUUGGCCUUCGUUCCGCUUUGAGGCGGAUAUCAAACAUAAACAAGUUCUUAGUCUUUGAAAAGAAUAACAACGUAAAAUGUUUGUCUGUCUUCUGCAAGGAUGCAAGUAUUUGCUGUGGAUAUCGCAGGAGAGGAUGCGAAACGUGCAAAAAGGAAAACUGCCAUAAAUUCCACGUGUGCAAAGACUUCAUCAGCGGCAGCUGCACGAGAAGAUUCAGAUGUCCUUUUGGACACGACCUUAGUAACGAAGCCAACAGGAGGUUGUCAGACAGGUUGGGUCUGUCUUCUUUUUCAUGUGAAGACAUCCGCACCAUUAUACUUUGCAGCCAACCAGCCGUGUGCGAGGAGUACAACACGGAUGGUUGUGAUGACGAUGACUGUCCAGACCUUCACGUCUGCUCUCGUUUCAUCAAACAGAAAUGUACAGCUGGGGGUUACUGUAAGUUUGAACAUUCUAUUAAAAGGUCCGACCAUAAUAAGUGGGUUCUGGACACCUUUAAUGUCAGCCAUUUGACGGAGGAAGAGUUAAGGGAGAUUAUACUAGUAAGAGUUGUUUCUGACAGGGAUAUGGGACUACAAUCGCAGAUGACACCAGCUUCAUCGACGCUGAGUCUCAUGAGUAGUUUCUCUGCGACGUCGACGAUGUCAUUGGCAACAGACAACACAGACGAAAGCGUUGUCGAUGUUUUCAGCUUCCUGCUGAAGCGUUUCAGUGGGCGAGCUAGAUUCAACACCUUUUUGACGGAAAGAGGCCAUCUUUUAGGACAUAUGGGGCGAGCGGCCAUCAUCGACUGGUUAAAGGACAAUAAAGGCCGAUUUCUUUUGUACGUACAGAGAAGUAAUUUAAAUUACGUUUCUGUUUACAACAGCCGAGCUAGGGCGUGCUUCAGGUUCUACGACCCCAGAAAGUCGGGCUGUGAUAAUAAGUCUUGUAAGUACUUCCACGUCUGUCGACAGUUUGUCGCAGGUGACUGUGUCAGCACCCUAUGCAACUACAGUCAUAGUUUCUCCUCCGGGUCAAAUGCCAAGGUGCGUUCGGAUUUGAAACUGGAUGAGUUCACUGACAGCGAAAUCUGCGCGAUCAUUCGCUGUAGUAAUCCAACCAUCUGUGUCAAUCAUAACACAUCAGGCUGUCACCUGGAUGAUUGCCCGGACCUCCAUGUUUGUUCCAAGAACACUUUCAACCAGUGUACCAGUGGCGAUGGCUGCAAGCUUGGUCACGUGAUACGAGAUUCAGGAGAACACAACGUCUACGUGUUGAAGACGUUUCAUAUGACACGUGGCGAGAGGACGUCCUUCGCAGACUCGUCAUCGCCAAGAAGGGAGAGCACAUAGAAACGCAAGAGAAUGUAGGUGCCUCUGCUAUACAGAGAGCGCCAUCUGUAGGUCAGCUACAGAAAGCCAUCAGCACCCUCGACCUCUCCAAAUCGGUGAACGACAAAGAUAUCUUUCCCGGAAAGUACGAAUACAUUUGUGCAAAGUACACCUGGACAGGUGCGUGUCCCAACAUUCCGUUCUGUCCACAUUAUCAUCACCCUGACCGCCUGCCAUACCUGUGGCUGACUGCAGAGGAUGGACAAUGGCGAAGAAUCCCCACAAGCGACGGUGUCCAGCUGGAGACACGCUUCUGUGAAUAUGAUGAUGUCUUCAAAAAAGAGUUUAAUAUUCUUGGAAUGACCCGAAUGGACUUCUGCGCUAUGUCAGCUGUAUUGAAAGGAGCACCAGUAAAGCUUAAACGACUGUCGACACCAUCAUAUGUGACUGCAACACCAGGAACUCCUCUCAACUUCUACACUCAGUGGGUGUGGUAUCGGCAAGAACGUGAUGGUAGAUACACCCCCUUCUACCCGGGGGCGCUGCAGUACACUCUGGAGGAGAAGUACCUCAAGGGACAGCACAAGUACUACUUUGAGUUUGAAGACCUUCGCCUGAUGGUGGACACUCAGUCCUCGCCGAUGAUACAAACGAACCUACAUACGCAUGGAUCCACAGUUGUCUUCCGGCGACCAAUCUUUGUAUUGACUGAAAAUGCAGAUUUUCAAAAGAUGUCGUCACUGCUGCUAAGUGAGGCUCCUGCAUCAGUGCUGCAUCAGGUACCCGACUACUGGGCUGCUGUGGACCGCUUCCAGGACUACGAGCUCGUGGAGCUGGAUUCAGAUGAUCCAGAGUACGACGCCGUGCAGCGACAGUUCUUCUCGACCAUGGACAUCAACGGACACAACAUUGUACAUGUUUUCCGUGUGCAGAACCCAGUGCUGUGGUAUAAAUACUGCAGUGCCAGACGGGCCAUGACCCCUCGAGGUCAAAGUCACGAAGACGUGGCCGAGCGCCAGUUGUUUCACGGAACCCCGACACUUCAGGCGGCCAGGGGCAUCUGCGCCAACAGCUUCGACUUCCGCAGGUCUGGAGAAAAUGUUGGAACUGUCUGGGGCAAGGGAGCUUACUUCUCCACCACAGCCAAGUACAGUCACAGCUACACACGUGUUCACACCACACUCACAGGCGACCCCCUGCGGUUCAUGUUUCUGGGAAGGAUCCUGGUGGGGCAGUACACUCUGGGCCAUUCUUCUUACACCAAGCCACCAGAGCGUGACCGGCUGAAGAUGUACGAUUCCUGCGUGAAUGAUUUGUCCAACCCCACCAUCUUUGUCAUCUUUGACCUGACACAGAGCUACCCGGAGUAUCUGAUCGAGUACAGUGAUGUAGUCCAGCCAUCUCCUCAGAACCCACCACCGCAGGUCAAGAACAGACGUCACCGCCGUCGUUAACUAAACGCCAGAGUAUCCUCAGCAGAUGCCAUGACUACAGUCUUCAUAAAUUUUAGCAUAACCUUAAUUAGUUUUUCACCUCCAGCGGCUUAUCUUUCUGAGAAGGAUCCUAGUGGGGCAGCACUCCCGGGGUCAUCCUUCCCUCACCAAGCCACGUGCGUGACCGGCUGAAGCUUUACGAUUGUUGCCUACACGAUGUUACCUGCCCCGCCAUCUUCGUUAUCUUUCACCUGGCACAGAGUAUCUGAUCCUGUACAUUGACAAAAGAGAUUUUCACUUGUUUUAACCAUGCACCACGAUCGCAGAACAAACAGACAGGUCACCAUCACGACUAUCAUUUCUAGGCAAGAAGCACAAAGACUAAAACACAAUAUGUUGCAAUGUUCCUACGCUUACUUAAUAAAUUUGAAAAGUAUUCUUUUAACAAAUAAAUUACUCAAGGCCGCCAUCAAGCCUAGAGAGUCUUUGACACUUGUUGAGCCCUUUUGUAUAAUUAAUUUUGUAACAAACGUUGGUUUAUAAUCUUCUCAUAAUUUAUCAUCUCUUUAUAUUGAUGUGAAGAAACACCAUAUUAACUGACUGGAGAACAGAACAAAGGCGUCAGUGCACAAAACUUUAUUAAACUGUUGUUUCAAGAUGAAGAUGAUAGCGCCUUUUCUGUGUGUUUUUAAGUGACAUAGUUUCUGUGUACCAUUUACUCCUUAAUAUUGGAUUUCUGCCAUUUCUAGAGAUAUACAAUUGCAUUUCUUUUCAAUGACAAGGUAGGAGUCAACAGGGAGAUUAUUCUCCACUUAAAAGCUACAAAAGUGAUAAUUUGUUUCAUCUGCUGGUGGUACCCUAGUUACGAUAAUGAGUCUUUCCUGUUUACAUGGGAAGUUGUACCCUUCUGUUUAUCUAAAUUCAUCAGACGAUGUGUCCCUGCUUCCAACACAGUCUUACGCGUUGGAGACGUGUAGUUGUCUGGAAGUGGAACAGUGUAAAAAUAAUAGUAACACAAGACAACUCGCUGAUGCAAUGCCACGUGUCCUCACCAUGUCUACUUAUAUCUGUGUAUAUAUCAGUCCUUUUUAUUCCCAGGGCUUCUGCUUACGCAAAAAAUUGCGUACAGUACUCAUUAAAAGUUCGGAGGACCCCUUCAAUUUUCGUCAAUGGGGUCCCCUUCAAAUUUGGGCGAAGAACAGGGACCCCUUAAAAAUCUGAAGAAGGGGUCCCUGGGACCCCAAAGAAUUUAGCCUUAGCAGAAGCCCUGAAUUAUAUAAAUUCCUAUGAUUAUUGUGUGUGCUAAUAAAUUUUAUUAAUAUUAUGCUUUAAUAAUAAUAAUAAUAAA